Messenger RNA from Oryza brachyantha (malo sina), 1256 nucleotides. RefSeq names its product probable galacturonosyltransferase-like 1. The record is from RefSeq and is a predicted model, not a curated record. Gene Ontology annotation, cellular component: Golgi apparatus. The transcript has a single exon. Gene Ontology annotation, molecular function: glycosyltransferase activity. Bases 25 to 1095 code for a protein of 356 amino acids. NCBI's taxonomy places the organism in Eukaryota, Viridiplantae, Streptophyta, Magnoliopsida, Poales, Poaceae.
CACGAGAGCAUUUUGGACAAGCAAAUGAAGCGAAAGAUGUCGCGGACUCCUCUCAUCGUCUUGCUGCUGGUCUGCGCGGCGGCGGCGGCGGCCCUGCCGGAGUACAGGGAGGCGCCGCACUUCACCAACUCGGCGGCGGCGCAGUGCCCGACGCCGCUGCCGGCGACGGACGCGGACGCGGCGUGCUCGCCGCACGCGGCGGUGCACGUGGCCAUGACGCUGGACGCGUCCUACCUGAGGGGGACCAUGGCCGCGGUGCUCUCCGUGCUGCGCCACGCCUCCUGCCCGGAGUCCGUCCACUUCCACUUCCUCGCCGCGGCCGGCGGCGCGUCGGGCUCCGGCUCCUCCUCGGACGCGGUGCGGGAGCUGAGGGACACCGUCCGCGCGUCGUUCCCGUCGCUGGCGUUCCGGGUGUACCCGUUCGACGAGUCCCGCGUCUCCGGGCUCAUCUCCACCUCCAUCCGCGGCGCGCUCGACCGCCCGCUCAACUACGCCCGCUCCUACCUCGCCUCCACGCUCCCCUCAUGCGUCCGCCGCGUCGUCUACCUCGACUCCGACGUCGUCCUCACCGACGACAUCGCCGCGCUCGCCGCGACGCCGCUCCCGGGGGAGACGGCCGUCGCGGCGCCCGAGUACUGCGGCGCCAACUUCACCGCCUACUUCACGCCGGGAUUCUGGGGUAGCCCCGCGCUGUCGGAGACGUUCGCCGGGCGGCGCGCCUGCUACUUCAACACGGGGGUGAUGGUGCUCGACCUGUCGCGGUGGCGGCGCGCCGGCUACACGGCGCAGAUCGAGGAGUGGAUGGAGCUCCAGAAGCGGGUGCGCAUCUACGAGCUGGGCUCGCUCCCGCCGUUCCUCCUCGUGUUCGCCGGCCGCAUCGCCGCGGUCGACCACCGCUGGAACCAGCACGGCCUCGGCGGCGACAACUACCGCGGCCUCUGCCGCGGCCUGCACGCCGGCGCCGUCAGCCUGCUGCACUGGAGCGGCAAGGGGAAGCCGUGGGACAGGCUCGAUGCCGGGAGGCCGUGCCCGCUCGACGCCGUCUGGUCCAAGUACGACCUGCUCCGGCCGGCCGCCGGGAUCGAGAGCUCGUGAUCAACUGAGCGUUCGCCUCUUUUUUUUCUUGGUCGGAUUAGAAGCCAUGUGUUCGUUCUUUAGUUUGCUUUUAGAUGUUCAUAUGUCAUCAGAAUGUUUAUACCAAGUGUACAUAUUUGGUUUAGAGGAAUAAACAGAGACGAUGAGAACUUUUUUUGAUC